Molecule: messenger RNA, 309 nt
Organism: Pyricularia grisea
Lineage: Eukaryota; Fungi; Ascomycota; Sordariomycetes; Magnaporthales; Pyriculariaceae
Exons: 1
Coding region: 1-309 (102 amino acids)
Source: RefSeq, a predicted model, not a curated record
AUGAAGGUCAACACUAUCUUUAAUAUCUUAGUUGCCUUAGCCGCUUAUAUUCCUACGGCAGAAGCACAUAAAUGUGUUAUCAAACGUGUCUUCAGCGACGGUUCUUCAGUGAAGAUUCCAGCUCAACCAGCUCAAAGCACGACCAUUUCCAAACAGGCUGUCUGGGUUUAUGGUAACUGCCAGCCAUUUCCUGUAGUUCUUAACGAUGGAUCGAAAUUAAGUGGAGAAAUUGAGACACCAGCAGUGACGCCUGUGGAAAGUGUGGACGAGGAUGAUUGCUUUGAAUUGGACAUUUCUGGGCAAAGAUAA